UCCGCGGUUAGAACAGAAGAAGCGUCGCUGAGCCACCGAGUGGAAGUCGAACACGCCGUGCUAAAGCUAAUACAAACGAUUAACGAUGGCAGAUGAUGAGGGAUUUGUGGUGAGAGUGAGAGGUUUGCCCUGGUCCUGCUCUGUAGAUGAAGUAUCCCGAUUCUUCUCAGAUUGCAAAGUGGCUAACAAUGGUACGAGUAUUCACUUCACAUACACCAGAGAGGGCAGACCGAGUGGAGAGGCUUUUGUGGAGCUGGAAUCUGAGGAGGAUGUGAAACUUGCAGUAAAGAAAGAUCGAGAAUCCAUGGGACACAGAUAUGUCGAAGUGUUUAGAUCCAACAAUGUUGAAAUGGAUUGGGUUCUUAAACACACUGGUCCAAACAGCCAAGAGGCAGAUGGAGAAGGACUGGUGCGACUGCGUGGUCUGCCUUUUGGCUGUAGCAAAGAGGAGAUUGUACAGUUCUUUUCAGGGUUGGAAAUCGUGCCAAAUGGGAUAACAUUGCCGGUGGACUACAUGUGGAGGAGUACGGGGGAGGCCUUCGUGCAGUUUGCUUCACAGGAAAUAGCUGAAAAGGCUCUAAAGAAACACAAGGAAAGAAUAGGGCACAGGUACAUUGAGAUCUUCAAGAGCAGCCGUGCCGAGGUACGCACUCAUUACGAGCCCCCGCGUAAAGGCAUGGGCAUGAGACCCGGCCCAUACGACAGACCAAGUGGAGGCGGUCGAGGCUAUAACGGCAUGAGCAGAGGGGGAUCCUUCGACAGGACACGCCGCGGUGGAUACGGUGGAGAUGGACCAUAUCGCGAUGGUGGAUCCAACUUCUCAAGCACCACUGGCCACUGUGUGCACAUGCGAGGACUUCCCUACCGUGCCACAGAAAACGACAUCUACAACUUUUUCUCCCCUCUGAACCCGGUGCGUGUGCACGUUGAAGUGGGUCCAGACGGACGGGUAACUGGGGAGGCUGAUGUUGAGUUUGCCACACACGAGGAUGCUGUGGCUGCCAUGUCCAAGGAUAAAGCAAAUAUGCAACAUCGUUAUGUUGAGCUAUUUUUAAACUCAACUGAAAGGGGUGGUAAUGGCUAUGGAGGCCACAUGGGAGGCAUGGGUAACCAGUCCUAUGGGCACGGUGGCUAUGGUGGAGGCUAUAAUAGCCAGUCAGGCAUGGGUGGAUACAAUGACUAUGGUAACCAAAGCAGCAGUUACUACGGAGGCAGUCGUGGUAUGAAUGGUGGCAUGGGCAUGGGUGGUGGCUGGGGCAUGUAACGGCCACUAAGUGGCUUUGUCGUGGCUGAGCUUGAAAGACACUUGGUUGGGGGAGACGACAAUUUUUGGAUUUUUUUUUUUUAAAGGAAUCGUACUCCUUUACCCCUCCUGUCUUUGUUCUGUAAGUAUUCACACUGCAGUAAGUGUAGUUGUUUUUGUAUUGGGGGGCUACAGUGAAGCAACAUCAGCAUCUGUUGUAAAAGUUCAUGCUUUGAUUCCUUUGUUGAUCCUUGUUUAUUCUUGUAUAUAUGAUUAUUAAUGCCCAGCAAAGAGUGUAUAAUUCUUCCAGUUCAUCAGCUUUUGACUGGACUUUUUAUAAUGAAGGUUGUAAUGAUUUUUUAAAAUAAACUGGAAGUCUCUGCUUUUGGCCAAUACAGUAAGUGUAGGUCUAUUCAUUGUUAAAUUGUGGGCAUGUUUUCCUUUCCCAUGUUCUACGGCUGAUUUCUAAAAUAAAACUUUUUAUGGAUA
Messenger RNA from Trichomycterus rosablanca, 1732 nucleotides. It is a transcript of the gene hnrnph1l, whose product is annotated as heterogeneous nuclear ribonucleoprotein H1, like. The record is from RefSeq and is a predicted model, not a curated record. Bases 86 to 1264 code for a protein of 392 amino acids. Gene Ontology annotation, molecular function: RNA binding. NCBI's taxonomy places the organism in Eukaryota, Metazoa, Chordata, Actinopteri, Siluriformes, Trichomycteridae. Gene Ontology annotation, cellular component: ribonucleoprotein complex. The transcript is spliced from 11 exons.